AUGCCCGGACUGAUCGGGCUCUCGCCUAUUCUGGUUACCGGACCCGAAGCCCUUCGCGACAUGCUGAAUACCAACUCUUAUGAUUUUGAGAAGCCAUGGGGCGUUCGUGCGUUUCUAGGACGAGCGAUUGGAUGGGGUCUCAUCAUGAGCGAGGGACCCGCGCACAAGCAUCAGAAAAGGGUCUUGACGCCCGCUUUCCAUGUUCGCAGGAUACGAGAACUGUACAACCUGAUGUGGGAGAAAACACAAAUCCUACUAGAAGAGCUUGAGAAAGACAUCGCGAAGAAUCCCGACGGGGACGAUGGUUUUGGGAUUAUCGAGCUCAGCGAGUGGGCAAGUAAAUUGACAUUGGAUAUCAUCGGUCCUACUGCCAUGGGACGCGACUUCAAGUCAAUGACUUCGGAAUCAAACGAUGUCUCAGAUGCCUUCAUCGAACUUCUUCGACCCGAGUUCAGCCGUCUCGUCUUUUUGGGCAUGCAUUUCAUGAUGCCUGAAUGGCUCAUUCGAAUACUACCAUUCAAAGAGAACAAGACACUGAACGAAAUUGGCACGUUUCUUCGCAGCGUAUGCAGAGAUAUCAUCAAGGAGAAGAAGUUUGAACUGCAAGAAGGCGGUGACCUGUCCGAGCACGAUAUCUUGUCCAGGAUUAUCCAGACCGGUGACUUCACCGACCCAGAGGUUGGCGACCAGAUGCUUACAUUCCUGGCUGCCGGGCAUGAAACAACCGCCAGUGCCCUGACGUGGACCUGCUACCUUUGCGCCAAAUACCCUGAGAUCCAGAAGAAGCUACGAGCCGAGAUCCAUGAGGCGAUACCAGCCCACGACACGGACAUCACCUCGGAACUGCUGGAGGGCAUGCCCUACCUCAACGGCGUGUGCGAGGAGACCCUCCGCCUCUACCCUACCGUGCCGGCCACAGUCCGCGAGGCCAUUAGAGACACCACCGUCGCCGGCUACCAUGUUCCCAAGGGCACCGACUUCCUGCUCGUCCCGUAUGCCAUCAACAGGCACUCCAACUACUGGACUAAUCCGCACAUGAUCGUACCGGAGCGAUGGAUCGACAAGGCCGAAGACGGCACGCUGCGGCCGAAUAAGACGGGUGGCACGUCCACUAACUUUGCCGAGCUGACGUUCCUCCAUGGGCCCCGUGCUUGUAUCGGACGGGACUUUGCCAAGGCUGAGUUGAGGUGUGCUGUUGCUGGUGUAAUUGGCAAGUUUGAGAUUGAGUUGCAUACCAAGGAGGAGCCUAGGGUACAGGGUGUGAUCACGAUGAAGCCUGAAGGGGGUAUGUAUCUGCGAUUCAAGCCUAUUCCCGACUGGUAA
Messenger RNA from Diaporthe amygdali, 1323 nucleotides. RefSeq lists its product as uncharacterized. The transcript has 3 exons. Gene Ontology annotation, molecular function: heme binding; iron ion binding; monooxygenase activity. The coding region runs from base 1 to 1323 and encodes 440 amino acids. Lineage: Eukaryota; Fungi; Ascomycota; Sordariomycetes; Diaporthales; Diaporthaceae. The record is from RefSeq and is a predicted model, not a curated record.